AUGGAUCCGGUGCGGCGAGCUGAAGUCGAGAAGAGCCUCAAGCGCAAGCUUGACAUGCGCUGUUCGCUCUUCAUCCUCAUCUACAUCAUGAACUACCUGGAUCGCAACAACAUUGGAGCGGCGCGUCUCAAGGGUCUGCAGAAGGAUCUCAACCUCACCGACACCCAGUAUGCGACAUGUCUCAGCAUUCUGUACGUUGGGUACAUUCUCAUGCAGGUCCCGUCCAACAUGUUCAUCAACCGCAUCACCCGUCCGUCCAUCUACAUCGGCUGUGCCAUGACUCUCUGGGGUCUCAUCUCCACUCUGUCUGGCCUUGCCAAUGACUUCAAAGACAUGGUUGUCAUUCGAUUCUUCCUGGGCUUCGUCGAGGCCGCCUUCUUGCCAGGUGCUCUGCUCAUCCUGUCCAAGUGGUAUACGCGCCGUGAACUCACCACCCGAAAUGCCCUCCUCUUCUGUGGUAACCUCAUCUCCAACGCCUUCUCUUCGCUGGUGGCCGCUGGAGUGCUGUCAAACAUGCAGGGCGUCCUGGGCCACGCUGCAUGGAGAUGGCUGUUCUUCAUUGAAGGCGCUGCCACUAUGACCAUCGCAAUCUCGGCAGGUUUCAUCCUGCCUGAUCUGCCUACCAAUGCUCGCGGCUUCACUGAAGAGGAGAGGCAGGUCGCUCAGCUGCGUAUGCUUGAGGAUGUUGGUGAGGCGGAUAUGGAUUCCAAGGAGCAGGGAGUGUUUGACGGUCUCAUCAUGUGCGCCAAGGACAUCAAGGUUUACAUCAUGAUGCUCACCCUGACAGCCUAUGUCGUUGGUCUGUCAUUCAAUGCUUUCUUCCCCUCUCUGACUGGAACCCUUGGCUUUGCCUAUGUUCCCACUCUCCUCAUGAGCUCUCCUCCCUGGGUGUUUGCUUGUCUCGUCUCCCUCGCUGUUUCAUGGAACGCCGAUCGCACACAAGAAAAGUUUUGGCACAUUACCGGCCCAAUCAUCAUGGGAAUCAUUGGCUUCGUCAUCUCCAUGUCCACCCUCAACGUCGCUGCCCGCUACGUCGCCCUGUUCCUGCAAGCUGGUUCAUACGCCGGCUUCAUCGUCUUCUACAGUUGGAUCAGCUCCUCGUUCCCUCGUCCUCCCGCUAAGCGUGCCGUUGCCAUCGCCAUGGUUAACGCCUUCAGUCAGCUCGGUAACGUAGCUGGCUCUUACGUCUGGGCUCUGACCGAGAACGGAUACCGCAAGAGCUACGGCAUCGUUUUGGCCAUGUUCGGCGUCACCAUUGUCGGCAACGUCUUGUUCAAGAUGAUCCUUAAUAACCUGAACAAGAAGCUCGAGGCGGGCGAGAUGGCUUGGGAGGCCAGACCAGAUGUUACUGAGAAGACGGCGCAAGCCGAGCUGGAGGACUUGGACGAGGCCCUAAGGAUGAGAAAGGGAUUCCGAUACCUUGUAUAA
Messenger RNA from Trichoderma harzianum CBS 226.95, 1428 nucleotides. RefSeq lists its product as hypothetical. The transcript has 3 exons. NCBI's taxonomy places the organism in Eukaryota, Fungi, Ascomycota, Sordariomycetes, Hypocreales, Hypocreaceae. Gene Ontology annotation, cellular component: membrane. The coding region runs from base 1 to 1428 and encodes 475 amino acids. Gene Ontology annotation, biological process: transmembrane transport. The record is from RefSeq and is a predicted model, not a curated record. Gene Ontology annotation, molecular function: transmembrane transporter activity.